Molecule: messenger RNA, 1686 nt
Organism: Balaenoptera musculus (blue whale)
Lineage: Eukaryota; Metazoa; Chordata; Mammalia; Artiodactyla; Balaenopteridae
Product: calcium-activated potassium channel subunit beta-3-like
Biological process (GO): detection of calcium ion; potassium ion transport
Cellular component (GO): voltage-gated potassium channel complex; membrane
Molecular function (GO): potassium channel regulator activity; calcium-activated potassium channel activity
Source: RefSeq, a predicted model, not a curated record
AUGGCGAUGCACCGGCUGCUGAAGCAGAACCCAGGUGAUAAGGCGGCGGCAGGCAUUGGGCGACCACGGGGAGAAGUUUUGGGCUCCUCUUACAAAUGGGGUGCCAUGAACAUCGGUGUACAAGUCUUUGAAAUACCAACUGUUUUCAAGGGUGGUGGUAUACCGUUUUAUAUGCCCAUCAGUAGUGUAGGAGAGUUCCAGUUCCUUCACAUCAUCUCCAACACUUGGACAGCCUUUUCUACCUCAGGGAGGAAGAGAAACAUAGGCCACAAUGACGGAGACCCGCCAGAUGUGCACAGGAAGCUGCCAUCCAGUGGUGCAGAGGACCGAGCCAUGCUGCUAGGGUUUGCAAUGAUAGGCUUCUCUGUCCUAAUGUUCUUCUUGCUUGGAAUAACCAUUCUAAAGCCCUUCAUGCUCAGCACCCAGAGAGAAGAAUCUAACUGCACUAUCAUCCACACGUACAUCUUGGACGACUGGAUGGACUCUUUCACCUGUGGUGUGGACUGCUGAUGUCAGGGCAAGUACCCGUGUCUGCAGGUGUUUGUGAACCUCACCCCUUCAGGUCAGAAAGUGCUCCUACAUUAUAAUGAAGAGGCUGUCCAGAUAAAUUCCAAGCGUGACGUUACAGACUGCAAAGUUAAAGUAAAGCAGACAUUGACAGUUUCUGAUGAGCACAAACAGUAAGUGCAGUCACAGGCCAAACUUCUUGCCAGAAACAGCAAGACUGGGGAGAGGUCUUAAAUUUAGUGACACUGUAUUAUUCUAUAUUCUCAGUACAAUAACACAUGCACUUGCUGUGCCAAAUACUUUUUGGGCCAUCAUUAAAAGAACAUUUAAAAACAUUUUCCUCCUAACUAAUGCAGUAUAUACCACAGGACUCCAACUCAUUGAAUGACAAAAUAUAGUGAAAUAGAUUUGCUACAUUAAAUCGGGCUAAAGAGGGUGAUGGGAACUCCUUUUUGAAGCUUCCAAAGUCAACAUUUGAUGUAUCAGUAGUCUAAUUUUGGUAGUGCCACAUUCCCAAGAUGUUAAAGUGUUACGUUCUAAAAGCAUACAUUCUUUUAGAUUUUAUUCAAUCCAAUAAAGUCUGAGGACUGAGUCACAUUGAAACCAUUAACUGCAUUUGAAACUUUGGUUCCAUAGCCAAAAACAUUUCUACAAAUCAGAUGAAGGCCAAGCUGUCCAAAACUCUUAGGAACAUAAAUCUGGUAAGAGGAUUUUUCUUAUGAAAUCAAUGGAUAGUGACCACAUUUGGAAAUUUAUACUAGAAUUAAGUUUAGUCUUAUUAAAGAUAUUCUGAGAAAAUAAUAAAACAUUGAAGGUUUUCUGCCUCCUUGCUAUCCUAGAAGGAUUAACAAAAGUAAGAAUCACCUAAAAGUACACAUGGCUCUUAGCAUAACCACAAAAUUAUUGUAGUGAGAGAUUAAAUAAUGUUUUAGAUAGAUUCAUUAACUUAAUUUAAUGCUUACAAAAUGCAUUACCCUCCCCAUACUUACCAACAUGAGGACUGGAGUCUACUGUUGGUAGUGAAAAUCAGCUACCAAACUACACUAAUAUGUACAGUGGACUGAUUUUACUUUUUUCUUCCCUGCUAAAACUCUUAAGUGUAGUUGUGUAAAAAUUAAGUCGUAAGAUUUUCUUAUGGCUCGUAACUAUCACUUUAUGCUAACUAGCAUGGCUGAAAUA